Pisolithus orientalis is the source of this 2295-nucleotide messenger RNA. Its product is annotated as HEC/Ndc80p family-domain-containing protein. Gene Ontology annotation, cellular component: Ndc80 complex. The coding region runs from base 42 to 1961 and encodes 639 amino acids. Gene Ontology annotation, biological process: attachment of mitotic spindle microtubules to kinetochore. The record is from RefSeq and is a predicted model, not a curated record. The transcript has 8 exons. NCBI's taxonomy places the organism in Eukaryota, Fungi, Basidiomycota, Agaricomycetes, Boletales, Pisolithaceae.
CACCGACCGACGCGUUCGCCGCACACAACUGUGUUUUAUCUAUGCUACCUGUCCAGGACACCCACGGGAACGCUCGUUCAGGCAUUCCGAUGCCAUCUACAGUGAAGAAAGCGCCGCCGUCGUCAGUACGGAUGAGUCUGUCUGGACCAGCGUUGCGCGCGCCAUACUUCCCUCCAGCGGGUUCCGGUCCAAGCUCGAAUCCACGACACUCUGUCUACAGAUCCCAGAAUGCCAACCCACUUUUACAAAGCACCUCAAAGCCACAUUACGGAAGAACACCUCUUCACAAUUCUACGCGGCGUGGAUCGAUAUGGACAGGCAACGCUGUCCUAGCCGCUCCGUCUGGGAGCCAAACACUGAAAGAUCCCCGGCCCAUACGCGAACGCGCCUACCAAUCAAAGAUGCGUCAAGAGAUUUUCUCCUGGCUUCACGCCACGGGCUACGAGAUCUCAAUGCAAACCUUGACGAGCAUCACUGGAAAGGACUAUCGUGCCAUGUUUCAACACCUCGUGAAUCUCAUCGACCCCUGUUAUCCAUUUGAACCCAAAGUACGAUUCGAGGACGAGUUUCAACCGGCGUUGAGGGCACUUCGGUAUCCGUUUGUCUCACAGAUAGACAAUAAGUGGCUGGCGGCACCAGGAAGCAUGCAUUCGUGGCCUGCACUUCUUGCAGUACUACAUUGGCUGGUGGACACAGGCAAGGCACGAUUACAGUACUUGGAAAGUGACGACCCGACACUCCAAAAUAUAGAGAGAAUACCGGAAGAAUUCCACGAGCCUAUGCACCACCAAGCACUAGCUUUCGAAUAUUUUUCCGAAGCGUAUAUCGCAUUCUUCCACGGCGCAGAUGUAUUCACAGAGCAGGACAAAGUACUCGAAGCUCGCUACGCAAAGAAGAACGAGAGAGUGCUGAAUGAUUUGGAAGAACAAAAGGAACAGCUUACUCAACUGCAUGCGGAGUUUGCUCAGCUGCAAACUUCAGGGGCACCUCUGGAGAAACUUCAGAAGACCCAUGGCUACCUGGUCAGCGAUCGAGCUAAAUUUCAUGACGUUCUUCAGAGGUUUGAGGGCAGGAAGAAGCACCUGAUCGACACCAUCGCACACGAGAAAGAAGAAUUGAACCUGCGAAUCGCGAACCUCGAACAACUCGAAAGCGAGCACAACAAACUACUUGACACUGUGAAAGCUCAAAAUCUCACACCCGAGGAGGUGGCGCGUAUGAACAGCGAUCACGAGACGUUAUCGCGAAACCUCGUAGAGCUUAAACAGAAGAUAUCCGAAACUCAGAAAACUGUCAUGUCGUUGGAAGUGAAGAUGACGAACCACGGAGCAGCCGCAGAGGAGGCACUGGACCUGUAUACAAAUUUAUUAUCGUCCCUUGGAUUAUUCCCACCGCUAUCGCCCCCCUUCGAAGGUGUCGACCUCACUCUCCAGCUCAAUCUGGCAACAACAAACGUGUCACAAUUGUUGAUUGGCGAAGAUAUACGCAAAGUUAUCAAACCUAUGUUAAAUGCUGUUGCGGAACUGAAACGGACAGAGCGCGCCGAAGUGGAGAGCGAAAGAAUCAAAGUGGACAAUGAUCUCGACCAGUUGACUUUGGAAUGCGAAAACAUACACGAAGAAGUGAGGGAGGUAGAAAAAAAAGUGGUGGUUUUGAACGAGCAAGCAGACGAGCUUCGCGAUGCUGCCCAGCAAGAAUCGAUGGUUAGCAAUGCAGAGGCAGCUCGGCUGGAGAGGGAACUGGCACACGCGCGCACAGCGGCAUUAUCGAGCGGGAUGGGCGUGAAAUCUCGGUUACAGGCGUUACAAUUUGACUAUCGAGAGCAACAAGCAAAGAUAGCACGCCUCAAGGACGAGACCAUUCGGGCGAUCGCCAAGAACAGCAACGAAAUUGCUUUGUUUAAAGAGGAAGUAUCGUCACGCCUGAGAAAGCUUAGGGACUUCGUUGAAGAGGGAGGGUAAACCGCAAGUAUGAUAGGGUUCAGGGUUAAGGGUUAAGGAACGUCGUUCCCACGUAUGCCGCGACAGUGGGGCUGGUUGAAACAGCCAUCACAAUCGCUGGUAAGCACAGCAUGGCAGGGGUGGGUGCUUCAUAAUCGGCUUCGUGCUUGUUCUUAGAGAUAAGGCCACAUGGGGACAACAUCCCACCAGCGCCAGUCAGAACUUGCCUUGCUUGGCGGCCCCUGACGUUCGAAAACCCUAUUAGUGCAGAGGGCAACCCCUUAACAGGAACUUGAUAAGAGAAGAGUGGAGACAGGUGGGGGACACUACAGUACUGUGCCAAGUCGAAGUGAGG